AGAGAUAGAAAGAUGAGAUAAUUACGUUCCUUAUCCGAAGAAAGCGAGUCACUGAAAAUGGCGACUAUACCAUCCUCCUCUCUACAGCUCCCAAACCCAUUCCCACUCGCGUCGUCCUCUUCCAAGCCCCCCCGCGCGCUUAAACCCCUCCUUUCAUUCACAACCAGAGCCACCGAUUCCGAUUCUCCGCCCUCUGAACCAUCCGAGCCCGCGACGCAAGCCGGGACCGAAUCCGAUGACUUCGAGGACCGGCUGAGCCAGGUCCGACUCCGAUACCGGAGCGGGACGGGGAAGAAGGCGGAGAUGCGAAAGACGAGGAAGUCGAAGAAAGGCACGUCAUCUUCUUCGGCGUCGAUUUACCUGCCGCCAGUGCCCUUGAAGGAGCCGAUGGCGGGUCGGGUGAAGGUGGAUUUCGGGUUCAGCCCGUACAGCGAGCGGGUAAACGGGCGGGUGGCGAUAUUGGGAUUGGCGGCACUGUUGCUGGUGGAGCUGGCGACGGGGAAGAGCGUAAUAAAUUACCACACGCCUUCGAUUGUGCUGAUUCAGAUCUACUUCGUGGCGGCGGCGACGGCAUUGUAUGUUAAGGUUCAGAAAGAAAGUGUUAGUGUUUGGCCUCAGUCUUCUCCCAAACAAUGAUAAAAAUAUACUGUUAAUUAUUAUUAUUAUUAUUAUUAUUAUUUUCAGCCAUGAACACUUAUAUUAUAUUAAAUAUCAAAUUUCACUUCUUUUAUUUUUUUUUAUAAAAUUGAAAAUUAAAGUUUUCAGUUUGGUUUUCAUUGUUAUUGCAAUUAUUCUUUCUUUUCGUAUUGUUUGUUUGUUCUUUGAACUUUGUGUAUUAGAUGACGAUGAUGGAUAUUAUGAAAAUUCAAUGGCAUUGUAGCAUUGUUUGAUGGCA
Messenger RNA from Humulus lupulus (European hop), 895 nucleotides. RefSeq lists its product as uncharacterized. The record is from RefSeq and is a predicted model, not a curated record. The transcript has a single exon. Lineage: Eukaryota; Viridiplantae; Streptophyta; Magnoliopsida; Rosales; Cannabaceae. Bases 58 to 636 code for a protein of 192 amino acids.